Messenger RNA from Pyrus x bretschneideri (Chinese white pear), 2073 nucleotides. RefSeq names its product arginine biosynthesis bifunctional protein ArgJ, chloroplastic. Gene Ontology annotation, molecular function: L-glutamate N-acetyltransferase activity, acting on acetyl-CoA as donor; L-glutamate N-acetyltransferase activity, acting on acetyl-L-ornithine as donor. The transcript is spliced from 17 exons. The record is from RefSeq and is a predicted model, not a curated record. Bases 566 to 1954 code for a protein of 462 amino acids. Gene Ontology annotation, biological process: L-arginine biosynthetic process; L-ornithine biosynthetic process. NCBI's taxonomy places the organism in Eukaryota, Viridiplantae, Streptophyta, Magnoliopsida, Rosales, Rosaceae.
CACAGAAGAACCCUAGAAAACUAAGCUUUCAGAAGCUGCAGACAACAUCGUCGCGGCCACCAGAAAACCGCGCGAUCCUGUAACACUGUUCAUAAGCACAGUGAGCUUCCUGUCUUACCCCAGCUAAGUUUGCAUUGUUAUAUUUUUAAACGGACAAUAAUGUCCCGCACUCAUCUCUUUCCUCCUAAACCCUAAGCAGAUAAUUCAAAUUGAAAUUCCUCUCCUUAGACCUUUGGAGCUUUGUUCCGUUUCAAGCUUUUCGACGGUAAUUGGACGAUUCCUCCGACGCCGGCCAUCAAGGUGAAAUUUGGAUACCAAUUCUCAAGAUCAGUGGUGCCACAAAGUGGCAUAUGAAGUAGGGGUCCUUUAACACCUAAAACUUUGUCCUUCUUACAUCCACUUUCCCCAAAUACGGUUCGAAACGUUUUGGCUGCAAAAAAAAGAGGAAGAAUACGUCUAACGUUUCGGCGGCCGCAAAACCCCACUCGUCUCCACACAAAACUCUAAAACCACCGUUUUCAAAUCCAACUCCAAAAAACACAGUAUAUUGGAUACUAUCGUCGAGAUGUAUCUUUGCGUUCCUCAAUCAGUCUCUGUCAAAUUCCCAGCAAUCCCUCGUUUCGGUUCGUCUAGACGGGACUUCAAGAUUGCCGCUAUUUCCAUGUCUGCCAUUGAAGUCUCCCGUCACAUUCCAGCAGCCCCCAUUUUUCUCCCUGAAGGCCCUUGGAAGCAGAUUCCCGGUGGAGUUACUGCUGCAGAAGGAUUCAAAGCUGCCGGAUUGUAUGGCGGUCUUCGUGCCAUAGGUGACAAGCCUGAUCUCGCUCUUGUUACUUGUGAUGUGGAUGCCACAUCUGCUGGAUCGUUUACCAUGAAUGUGGUAGCAGCUGCGCCGGUGUUGUAUUGCAAAUCGGUAUUACACACUUCAGAAACGGCACGAGCAGUUUUGAUCAAUGCUGGUCAAGCCAAUGCAGCAACGGGUGAUGCGGGAUAUCAAGACGUGAUAGAGUGCUCAAGCAGCCUUGCUGAGCUACUUCAAUUGAGACAAGAGGAAGUGUUGAUUGAAUCGACUGGUGUGAUUGGUCAAAGGAUAAAAAAGGAAGCACUUCUAAAAUCUCUUCCAAAACUGGUUAAUUUACUAUCAUCGUCAACUGAGGGGGCAGAUGCUGCAGCAGUAGCAAUCACAACAACCGACCUCGUUAGCAAGAGCGUGGCAAUUCAGUCUCAGAUUGGUGGGACAAAUAUAAGAGUCGGGGGAAUGGCAAAAGGUUCCGGGAUGAUCCACCCAAAUAUGGCUACAUUGCUAGGGGUAGUAACAACUGAUGCGAUGGUUAGCAGUGAUGUUUGGAGAAAAAUGGUUCAAAUUGCUGUCAACCGGAGCUUCAAUCAAAUAACAGUAGAUGGAGAUACAAGCACUAAUGAUACUGUCAUUGCGUUAGCGAGUGGUUUGUCUGGAACCAAGAUAUCUUCCUAUAAUAGUAACGAAGCAGUCCAACUUCAAGCAUGCCUUGAUGCGGUAAUGCAAGGUCUUGCCAAAUCAAUAGCUUGGGACGGAGAAGGAGCAACAUGCCUAAUUGAGGUCACAGUGACUGGUGCGGACAUUGAGGCUGAAGCAGCAAAAAUAGCACGAUCGGUGGCAUCUUCUUCACUAGUAAAGGCUGCAAUAUAUGGCAGAGACCCAAACUGGGGGCGCAUUGCUGCUGCUGCAGGCUAUGCAGGAGUACCCUUUGACCAAAGCAAGCUCCAAGUAUUGCUAGGGGAUAUUCUGCUCAUGGAUCGUGGGGAACCACAAUUAUUCGACAGGAGUGCGGCUAGUGACUACCUCAAGAAGGCUGGUGAGAUCCACGGCACAGUUGUAAUUAGUGUAUCCGUGGGUGACGGCCCGGGGCGAGGUCAAGCAUGGGGUUGUGAUCUAAGUUAUGAUUAUGUUAAAAUUAAUGCCGAGUACACAACAUAAAGUACUCAUUUUGUAAUGGUGCAACCCCAACUGGAAAAAUAUUAUCUCAAACUGAUUAAUGACGACCCAAAUCUGUAUUUUUUUUAUAUUUAUAUGAAAAACGAAAGACUUGUUGUGAA